Messenger RNA from Mus pahari (shrew mouse), 1702 nucleotides. It is a transcript of the gene Fbxo39, whose product is annotated as F-box protein 39. The transcript is spliced from 4 exons. NCBI's taxonomy places the organism in Eukaryota, Metazoa, Chordata, Mammalia, Rodentia, Muridae. Gene Ontology annotation, molecular function: protein binding. The record is from RefSeq and is a predicted model, not a curated record. Bases 166 to 1494 code for a protein of 442 amino acids.
CUCGGAGUCAGCGUGGGAGCAGCAGCGCGGGCAGAGGGGCAGGCGCGCUCCGCGUCCCUGCAGCCCGAGCUGGGCGCAGCGAGCCGAGAACACGUGACUGUAUUCUUUCCCCAUUUUGGGAAGCCCUGCUCACCACACCACUACACUGUACAUCUGGGUCCUUUGAUGGAUGAAGACGGUGAAGUAACUCAACCCCAAGAGCAGAGCUGCUGGGCCACUCUGCCAGAUGUGUGCCUGCAACGUGUUUUCUGGUGGCUGGGAGACAGGGACAGGUUUAGAGCUGCCCUGGUCUGCAGAAAGUGGAACCACAUUAUGUACUCAGCUGACCUCUGGCGAUACAGGACCAUCACAUUCAGUGGAAGGCCAUCCAGGGUACACGCACCUGAAUUCGAGUCGGCACUGUGGUACAUUAAGAAAUUUGGCCGAUACCUGGAACGCUUGGAAAUCAAGUUCCUGAACCCUUACAAUGCUGUCUUGACCAAAAAGUUCCAGGUCACCAUGCGAGGCCUCCUGUCGUGCCUGGGCAAGAGUAACAACCGCCUGCGGUCACUCUCUAUCCAACACCUGGAGCUGGAUCGGCUGGUCUGGAGAAAUAGCAUUAGAGGUUCACUCAUCAAGAGCCUGAGUUUCUUCUUAAAGAAAAUGGGCAAACACCUGGACCAUCUCAGUCUGAAAGGAGCCCGGCUGACAGUGGAGCAAGGCUGCCACAUCCUCAACUCCCUGAGCUAUAUGCGGAAUGAGAACUUGGCCUCAGAGCUCAACAUUGAAGACUUCUUCAGCCAUCACCUGGCUGUCUAUGGCAGCUCCCAGUUCAACAAGGCCAUGGCCACCUUCCACAACUUAACAUUCCUAACACUCAACUACAACUGUAUCUCCGACGAGCUGCUCGAGACCUUGAGUGAGAACGCCGGGACCCUCCGGACCAUGAACAUCAAAUGCCAUGUUCAUGACCCUCAUGGUCAGGUAGUCUGGGGUAUGUCCUGGGCCAAGCUAGCCAGGCAGGCCAGCAACCUGAAGGUGAACUUCUUCUUUGAGCGGGUGAUGAAAUACGAAUGCCUGGCCCGGAUCUUGCUGCAGGAGAUUCCAGUCAGGAGCAUCAGCCUGAGGAGCUGCUACUUCAGUGACCCGGACUGGUCCAUGCGGCCCACUCUGACAGACCUCCUGCCCACCUUCCGGAACACCCUGCAGAAGUUAACGUUCGAGUUCAACAAUAAUCACGAGUCUCUAGACGAGCAGCUGCAUCUCCUCAUCCUGGCCUGUCGGAAGGUGUUUUACUUCAAAAUCUGGGCUUUCCUGGACGUUAAGUUUGUGGAGCGGAUCCUGAAGAGCCAGGAGGAAGGACAGUGCUCCCUGCGUACACUGAAGGUGAGAAUUUAUACAAACCGAUACGAGACAAAUGAAGAGGACAGGACCCUACGGGAAAUUUACAGGAAAUACAGAAAGCUGAUCGAUUCAGAACUUAACUAUUUUGUCAUCGCCUACCCCAUGAUGUAAAGAGCGCUCUCCAGAGGAAGACAUCUAGAUGCACUUUGAACCUGAAAACCUGGUUCUCAGUGGAUUAGAUUUGGGGCUCUCAUACCCUCAUCCCUCUUUCUUCUCUCUUCUUUAGCCAGUUCCACACCAUCCUGACCAGCCUUGUGAAGGCUGGGCUGGUGGUGAUGGCAAGGCUCCAAGCAUCUUUAAAGUGCUAUCUUUACCAUCA